CGUUCUUCGAGGUUCGAGUGGUCGUGCGAAGAAUAUUACAUUAGAUGACGACGACGAAGGCGAAAGUAAACUUCAUUGUUGAUGGGUAAUACGGCGGCUAUCUCGGCGAAAACUUGUUACUGCGAUUGUUGUGCUGUUACCGAAUCGUCAAAUUUGCGCAGGUCCCCGCUCCAAUCCUCCGCCACCGCUGUUGGCCACUCGAACGAAACCCAACUCGUUCGGAAUAAGUUUGAUUCCAGUCAUCAACUGAAAACAGCUGUCGAUAGUAAUACCGAUAAAAUGAGCGAAUGUAGCAGAAAAAUCCAACCGAUGGAUACGCCAAAUCAAAAAGGUACCAAUGAUGGAUACUCCCUCGGUCCAGGAUUCAAUACUUUUCGUGGAACUGAUUUCGUCAAAGAUGGGAGAUUAAAUAAGGGUCUAGCAUAUUCGAUCGACGAAAGACAGAAAUUGGGAAUUCUCGGAUUAGUACCACCGGCAGUGCAAACGCAAGAACAGCAAUUGGAACAAGCCAAAGCGAAUCUCGAUCGUCUCACCGUACCCUUAGAUAAAUAUGUUUAUUUAUCGAAUUUAUCCGAAUCGAAUGAAAAACUAUUCUAUAAAUUAUUGAUGAGCAAUGUCCAAGAAUACAUGCCAUUGGUGUACACCCCGACGGUCGGAGAAGCCUGUCAAAAAUUCAGUUUACUUUUCCAAAAACCACCUCGCGGAUUAUUCAUCACCAUUCACGAUAAAGGACACGUUUACGAUGUGCUGAGAAAUUGGCCUGUAGAAGAUAUCCGUGUAAUUGUCGUCACAGAUGGAGAACGUAUCCUCGGUCUGGGUGACUUGGGAGCCAACGGUAUGGGAAUCCCGGUUGGAAAAUUAUCACUGUAUACCGCACUGGCCGGUGUGAAGCCUAGUCAAUGCCUUCCUAUUACUUUGGAUGUAGGAACAAAUACCGAAAGCAUUUUAAAAGACCCCUUAUACAUCGGACUACGUCAAAAACGUGUCACUGGCAAAGAAUACGAUGAUUUCAUCGAAGAAUUCAUGCAAGCUGUUGUUCGACGUUUCGGACGUAAUUGUCUAAUCCAGUUCGAAGAUUUUGGUAACUCGAAUGCAUUCCGUUUACUCGAAAAAUACCGCAAUAAUUACUGCACCUUUAACGACGAUAUCCAAGGUACUGCUUCAGUAGCUGUGGCCGGAUUACUCGCUGGUAUGAGAUUACUCAAGACUCGUCUCUCAGAUCACACCAUCUUGUUCCAAGGCGCAGGAGAAGCUUCCUUGGGUAUUGCUCAACUUUGCGUGAUGGCUAUGCAAAAAGAAGGCACGUCCGAGCAAGAUGCCAAAGAUAAAAUCUGGAUGGUUGAUUCGAAAGGUUUAAUCGUUAUCGACAGACCCGAAGGCGGUGUUACUGGACACAAGAAACUCUUCGCCAAGAACCACCAACCGAUCAAAGAUUUAUAUUCGGCUGUACAGAAAGUCAAACCGUCCAUUUUAAUAGGAGCUUCUGCUAUCGGCGGCGCCUUCACACGAGAAAUCAUCACCGAAAUGGGUAAAAACAACAAAAGCCCAGUCAUUUUCGCCUUAAGUAAUCCGACUUCGAAAGCCGAAUGCACAGCCGAACAAGCCUACAACUACACUGACGGUAGAGCCAUCUUCGCCAGUGGUUCACCAUUCGAUACGGUCGUAUACCAGGGUAAACGAUUCGAACCUGGUCAAGGUAACAACGCUUACGUAUUCCCUGGAGUCGGUCUGGGUGUCAUUUGCGCCGGAGCUUCGACCAUUAGCGACGAACUGUUUUUGAUGAGCGCUCAAACUUUAGCCGAUUUAGUUCAAGAAAGUGACCUCGAGGUUGGUAGAUUAUACCCUCCUCUACAAAGCAUCACUCAAUGUUCCGUUAAAAUUGCCACUAACGUUAUGAAAGCUGCGUAUCAAACUGGCGUUGCUACUACAUUCCCUGAACCUUGCGAUUACGAAGAAUACGUCAAAUGCCAGAUGUAUUCUACGGAUUACGAGUCAACUGUUCCGCCCACGUACUCAUACCCAAAAAACUAAUAAGCUCAAAGCUGUAAAUCUACACGCAAUAUUAUUUUACAAAGAUUACCGAUAACAUAUUCGACCAAAUUUACCUCAUGUUGUAUUUUCGUUCAUGUUUUUCAUUUUGUGAAUCAACGAUUAACACUAAUGUAUCUUUUGUUUUCUAAUAAUAACGUUGAUUUUUAUGUAAUCGAUUUUUUCCCCUCUCCUGAUACGAAAAUUUUCCGAAUUUAUAAAACAAAAUUGCCAUCGCAAUAAUCGUACUUAGUUUGAAAAGCAAAUACCUAUUGUUGUGUUGUUUUAUUUUAAAUUAUUCCAAGGUGUUGUAUAUUAUUUAAAAAACGAAUAAAAAACCAUUAUUGUUAUUUUAUAAAAAUGACAUACAUAAUAUUAUAGAUCCUACGUGUGAUAAUGUAAACUAUCUGUAUAUUUGUUUUUCUUUUCUUUUUUCUGUGUUCGUUGGUAUUAAUAAAAUGGUUUGAUAAUAUC
Molecule: messenger RNA, 2502 nt
Organism: Planococcus citri (citrus mealybug)
Lineage: Eukaryota; Metazoa; Arthropoda; Insecta; Hemiptera; Pseudococcidae
Product: NADP-dependent malic enzyme-like
Exons: 13
Coding region: 82-2031 (649 amino acids)
Biological process (GO): malate metabolic process; pyruvate metabolic process
Cellular component (GO): mitochondrion
Molecular function (GO): malate dehydrogenase (decarboxylating) (NADP+) activity; NAD binding
Source: RefSeq, a predicted model, not a curated record